Molecule: messenger RNA, 2270 nt
Organism: Mytilus californianus (California mussel)
Lineage: Eukaryota; Metazoa; Mollusca; Bivalvia; Mytilida; Mytilidae
Product: myosin regulatory light polypeptide 9-like
Exons: 5
Coding region: 146-655 (169 amino acids)
Cellular component (GO): myosin II complex; cytoplasm
Molecular function (GO): calcium ion binding; myosin heavy chain binding
Source: RefSeq, a predicted model, not a curated record
AUUGUGAUUGUCUAAGUGGGUUGGGCUACACCUGGGCUGAUUCAUUCAUAUCGGAAGUGUUACGUACAUGUUUUAAUUGUGAGACUAAGGUAAAGAACACAAUUCUUGGAAGGUACAGCCAGGCAAGGUUAAAACAGAACUAAAAAUGUCUAGCAGAAAAACUAAAGGAAAGACAACAAAGAAAAGGGCACAACGUGCAACUUCUAAUGUAUUUGCUAUGUUUGAUCAAGCACAAAUACAAGAGUUCAAAGAAGCAUUUAAUAUGAUUGACCAAAACAGAGAUGGUUUUAUUGAUAAAGAAGAUCUUCAUGAUAUGUUAGCAUCACUAGGUAAAAAUCCAACAGAUGCUUCCUUAGAAGAGAUGAUGAACUGUGCUCCUGGACCAAUAAACUUCACAAUGUUUUUAACAAUGUUUGGUGAAAAACUGAAUGGUACAGAUCCUGAAGAUGUCAUUAAAAAUGCCUUUGCUUGCUUUGAUGAAGAUGUAUCAGGUUACAUCAAUGAAGACAGAUUGAGAGAUUUGUUAACUACAAUGGGAGAAAGAUUUACUGAUGAUGAGGUUGAUGAGAUGUUCAGAGAGGCACCAAUCAGGAAAGGAAACUUUGAUUAUCUAGAAUUCACACGGAUACUAAAACAUGGCAAGAAAGAUGAAUGAAGAUGGUGAUCUACGUAACAUUCCAAACACAUUAGUUGCAUGCUUGAUCAAGACUAUUAUGCCAGUUUAUCAUCUAAUCUAGCGAUAAUGUUAGAUAUUCAUGUAAAUUUUUGUCAAAAUCGGAUAAUUCUGAUGCAUAUGUUGGCUUUAAAUAAUGCACAGUGUUGCUGCUUGUCUUCCAUUACUAUACAUCACAGACAUUCUUAUAAAAUUUUGAUGUCAUGUUAGAUUUUUUAAUGUCUUGAUGCCACAUUGCAAAAUAAACGUAGGCAACUUAUAUUUUUAAUAUCUUACAAGUUGAAUAAUAAACACACACAUGACAAUGUAUUUUAAUGGCACCAUAUUUUUUAUCACUAGAUUAGAUGAUAUAAAUAUAUAUUUAUGCAUUUACUGAUCAGAAAUGAUCGGCCAAUAGUUCACUUAUUAAUGUAAUUUUGUAUGACUUGACAUAGUACAACUACUGCUAUCUCAUCUUCCACAUUUAAUAUUUUCUUAGAUUUUUGUUUGUUUGUAAAAAUUAGUAGACCCAGUUAGGUUUUCAGUUCCAUUACUGUAUAUUUAAUAUAUUGUCUUAAAAUUUUCGAAAAAUAGACAAGGUAUGAAUAUGAAACCAUUAAAGAAUUCUUGUUUUUAGACUUCGUUCUUGAACAUAUGAUUUUUUACAUAUCAACCAUUUUACUUGGAUUUCAGUGCCUAGAUAUUUUUAUUAUGCCUAAGAAUGAAUUUGGGAUGUAAAAAAGUUAUUAAAGGACUGAAAGAAUGACAUCACCAUCACUGAUUUUUUUUAUGUUUUUGCCAUCAAUCCAAUUUUGUCUUAUAAUGUUGAUAUUAAGAUAAUUUAAACAUACUAUUUUUUUUAAUUUUCAAAGGAUAUUUAAUCAGAAUCUCUUUUUUGAAAGUAAACUGAAUUCUUUUGUAAGUGUGAUAAUCUGAACUGUACAAGACUGAAAUAUUCAAUGAGUUGAUAGUUGAAAUGUUUUAGUUCUCUUAAGUGCAUUUAUGUUGCUACACUUUUGCAAGUUACAUACAUACGGUGUAAAAUAAACCCCUAGACUAGUAUUCAACAUAAUCAAUUUAGAUUGUUAUAAAAUGACAUGUUUUAUUUACAACAUAUAUAGAUUUGAAAUUAGUUGAAUAUUAAUGUUCGUUUUCAAGAACUACCAGUUUUAUUUCUUAUUCUGGGUGAAGAAAAAUCUUAAGUUUUAUAGAUAAUCAUAUUUCAAAUAGGAAAGCAUGUGCAUACAUUUAAUUCAGAUAAAAUUUAAAACCAUUGUGGACGACAUUUUUCAUAUUCUGUUAAGUAUUCACUAGUCACAUUUGUUUAAUUAACAUUCCUGUAAUUAUUGAAAUAAGCAUCAUUUACUAUUAAGAAUAUUUUGCUUGUAAUUGGAUCAAAAUAUUGUUCACACAGUGGAAGUGCUGGAACUUAUUGGUUUAUAAAACAUUUUGAUGAAGUUUUUUUGUACUUGUUAAAGAUAUUUUACAUUUGUAAGUUAUAUUAUUUUUUUCAACAAUGAAUCAUUCCAAUCACUGUGCUUAUGGACCAGUCUAUUGAAAUAUUUGUAUUACAAACAAAUUGUUAACAUUUAUACUAUACAAUAAAAAAUGAAAUAAU